This is a messenger RNA of Xyrauchen texanus (razorback sucker), 3880 nucleotides long. RefSeq names its product zinc finger E-box binding homeobox 1a (gene zeb1a). The record is from RefSeq and is a predicted model, not a curated record. Gene Ontology annotation, biological process: regulation of transcription by RNA polymerase II; anatomical structure development. The coding region runs from base 280 to 3879 and encodes 1199 amino acids. NCBI's taxonomy places the organism in Eukaryota, Metazoa, Chordata, Actinopteri, Cypriniformes, Catostomidae. The transcript has 9 exons. Gene Ontology annotation, molecular function: DNA-binding transcription factor activity, RNA polymerase II-specific; RNA polymerase II cis-regulatory region sequence-specific DNA binding.
UUUACCUGAACGGCGAGGAGACAGCGGAGCGAGCCAAUGUCCUCUUUAACCGUUCAUCACACUCCUCCCGUCUCCAGAGCAGUGAUUACACAAACGGCGGAAAGGAAACGGUGUGUGAAACGCGAUCUGCCUGACAGAAGCGAGAGAGACGAGGCGCCCAGCAAACGCAACAGCAAAUGGCAACUUGUGCAGUAAGGAGUUUUAGCGGUGUGCCGGAGGCAACCUCGGAUUCAGAUGAUGAAGACAAACUGCACAUUGUAGAGGAGGACAGUAUUCCUGAUGAUCCUGACCAAAAGGCCUCAGUAUUCCAACUCAAAUCAGCACAACAGCUCUCUAACACAUGCACAGAGGAUGAGGAGUGUGUCACUGAGGAGGAGGAGGAGGAGGGAGGAAGAGGAAGAUGAUUUUGAUGAGGAAGUGGCCGGUCAGGAAAAACAGAUGGAAACUAAGAGUAUUUACCCAGAUGCCCCAGAGGAGACCCAGAGCACGCCAGAGAGAGGGGUCCAUGAUGAGAACGGUACCCCGGAUGCAUUCUCUUAUCUGCACACUUGUCCACACUGUUCUCGUGGUUACAAGCGUCACACUUCUUUGAAGGAACACAUUAAACUGCGGCAUGAAAAGAGUGAUGAUAACUACUGCUGUUCCCUCUGUAGCUACACCUUCACCUACCGCACACAACUUGUCCGUCACAUGACUUCACACAGACAUGUCCGGGAGCAGCGGACUAUUUCUCAGUCAGGUGGAAACAGAAAGUUCAAAUGUACAGAAUGUUCCAAGGCCUUCAAAUACAAACAUCACCUGAAAGAGCACCUGCGCAUUCACAGUGGUGAGAAGCCGUAUGAGUGCUCUAACUGCCAGAAGCGUUUUUCACACUCUGGGUCCUACAGCUCACACAUCAGCAGUAAGAAGUGUGCAGGUGGGACCCCUGCAGUCAACAGUAUGCCUCGCAUGCCUGGAGUGAAAGCAGCCAUUACCCUCUCUCACCCCACACACAUACUUCUGAGAGAGAAGGUGGACAUUACCAACAAGCCUCUUCAAGAGCAACUCCCCCUGAAGCAGAUCAAACAAGAGCCUGUUGAACAUCAACCCAAAGCUGUGUCAGCAACAGCAACUAUAACCACCAAUGGAGUUACGGCCACAAAUGCUCAAGGUGUUGUGCAGACUUUGGUCGUGCCCACUGUCGGGCUGGUCCAGCCAAUCAGCAUCAAUCUUAGUGACUUACAGAAUGUGCUAAAUAUGGCAAUGGAUGGUAAUGUUCUUAGGCAGGUGUUGGCUAGUGCCAAUGUAAAUGGAACAAACACCAAAAUUUUAGGUCAAGUGCAAACGCAGGCGCAGACACAAGCUGUUGUGUUGCAGCCGCAGCAGGCACAACCACAGGUGAUCUCUGCCAUCUCUCUGCCGAUUGUGGGACAAGAUGGAAAUGCCAAAAUUAUCAUCAAUUACAGCCCCCAAUUAGACUCACAACUCAAUGCCGCUAAAGUAAAAACAACACAGCCUGUUGUGACACAGCCCACUGUGGCACAAGCCGGUACGGCACAGGAAAAAUUGACUGUGUCUGAUGUCACACAGCCAAAAGUGGUGCAGGUUCAUUCAGCACAGUCCAACUUGACUGAAACCCAAACAUCAAGUACUGUCAAUGCAAAACCUACCCAGGUAAAUAUAAUCAAACCAGUCCAAGCCGGAAACCCCAUCAAAACUGCAUCGAUCAUCAGACUAACCCCCGCACAGGCUACCAGGUUGGCCCAAGCCCGCGCUACACAACCAAAGCUCACCCAGCAAUCUUUACUGUUGGUGAGGAGAGCUGAUGGAACACAGAGUCUCGUGGUUCGACAAAUAGCUAUCGCCAAUCCUAACACACAGGGUAAUUCAACAGUCGAGACUAAGCCCACAGAGACAACAUCAACCCCAGAAAAGACUACAAAUACAGUGCUUGUGACACAAGCCGAGAGGAGAGAGACAUCAGAAAAUAUGAAUUCCUUAGAGUCAAAUGAUUGCAAACAAAACCUGAUAGCCAAUGUGCCAUCGGGCAUCAAAAUCAAAACUGAACCCGAUUCUCCAUCUAAGAUCGAGACUGAAAUGGAGAGGGAGGGAGAGAAAGAUAUGGAGACAGAGGGAAAUAAAGAGAAAGGGAAACAAUCUGCAAAUAACACAGUUUCACACUCGGGAACAGUUCACAGUGGUGUUGCAUGUGGAGACAACUUCCAUAACUACGCAAGUUGUUUGCUUUGUGACAGUGGCCCAAGCAAACUUAAACUCCUUGACUCUCUGAAUGGUGACACUAAUGGGUCUAAAACUAUCUCUCUGUCCUCUCUACUGGAUAAGGAUAAGAGUGGAGCAGCAGAGCGCCUCCUUCCUCUCCUGAAGGCCUAUAGUCAGGACCCUCAUCCCACUGAGGAGCAGCUGUCUCAGGUUGCCAAGUCAGUUAAGCUGCCUCUAGAGGCAGUUAGCAAGUGGUACAAGAGGAUGCGUUCCAAGAAAAUCUUGCUCAAGGCUGCAAGCAACCUGAAAAACAGCCAAAAGACCAAGGAAAAUACCCCAUGUGAUCCCACUGAUGCAUCUCAAGAAAAUAACUCAACCCAAGACACCUGCGAUGCUACUCAAGCUCUUGAUGACACCUCAAUGGAAACCCAAAAUAGAACCCUCAGUGCCACUUCACCUGACUCAUCUACAACCAAUUUCUCCACCGAUGAUCUUGUCAUUGUAAAGACAGAAGACGUAGAAGAGGAGUUGCAGUCUGAGCCACUGGACCUCUCGGUCCCAAAGUCCAGCCCUACUCAAGCCAACACCACCACUAAGCAGCCAAUCUCCAACCAAAAGGAGCCGCUCAACUUAGCCUGCCUCAAGAAACAAUCGUUGCCAGGCAACACCAUCUAUGUGGCGCAGGCUGGCACGAGUCCAUUAAACAUUGUGACAGGGCCAUUGCAAACACUGGUUGCCAUAGAGCCAGGCGGUGUUCCGUGCAUCGGAACUGCAUUAUCCACCAACAAACAAACUAUCCUCAUCCCUCAGCUCACCUACACCUACACCACCAACUCUAAUAUCGAGAAAACUGACAAUGCCUCGGCAGAUACAAAAGGGACAGUAAUACUCAACAACUGUCUGAAUGUGGCGGACACUGCUUCUGACUGUGUGUCAGGAGUAGAGGACCAGAAUGAUGAAGAUGUACCUCUCAUGAAGAGGAAGAGGAAGAGGAAGACUUCCAGCGGCCAAUAUGCCUGCAAUCUGUGUGACAAAAUCUUUCAGAAGAGCAGCUCACUGCUGCGACACAAGUAUGAACACACAGGUAAGCGACCUCAUGCGUGUGUCAUCUGUAAAAAGGCCUUUAAACACAAGCAUCACCUGAUCGAGCAUUCACGACUGCACUCCGGAGAGAAGCCCUACCAAUGUGAUAAGUGUGGGAAACGCUUCUCGCACUCCGGAUCUUAUUCUCAGCACAUGAACCACAGAUACUCCUACUGCAAGAGAGACACCUAUGAGCCACCAGAACAGAACAGCACCUCCACACCUCCCUCUCAGCUUGACUCUGAUGAGAGAGAGAGUGAUGGAGAGGAGGAGGAAGAGGUGGAUUUCUCUGGUCUGGACAUGAGUGAUAUACGGGUUGUUCGAGUAGGAGAGGAAUACGAGGAUGAGAUUGCAGGAGAGGAAGACCAGGAAUGCAGACAUGAGGAACACGAGACUGAGGAAGGAGAAAUGGUGGUGGAGGUGGAGCCUGGAGAUAUUGACACUUUACAGGAGAAAGUGCGGGAAACCGUGGAAAUGGAGGUGGUCAUGGAAACCGAGGAAUCAAGGGAGGUGUCAGGCAAUGCAGAAGAGGACAGAAAUUUCUCUAAUAAUGAAGAGAACACAGAGAUGACAACAGAGAAGCAACAACAUGUCUGAA